AGAAAAGAACUUUGGAAACCCAGAAUCCAAGUGUAAUUCCUAUCUGUCCUCAUAACCAAAGUAAAGAAUAACAGAAAUUCAAUAUCAAUUUGCCCCUAUAAAUUUAACACUUUAAAGUUAAAAGUAUUCAGUCCUUGUAUUGGAGACUGGAAACAUAUCCUCUCAUCUCAUUCAUUUCUCUCUCUCCCCCUUCUCUACCAAAUUUUCCUUCUUUUUCUUUUCAAAAAACCUUUUAAAUUUGUAAGCAUGAUUUCAUCACUACCCAGUAUUUAUAUCUCCAUACCCACAUGGCCAGAACUUUAAGGAAAAAAAAAAAGAAAAAAAAGAAAAACAUAAACCCAACCCAAUAGUGUGUAUAUUUUAUUCAACUCAUGCAUAGAAGUUCCGAGCUUGUCAGGACAUAAAAACCAAGGCAGUAGAGAGUGUUAGAAGGUGGAAUAAGAGAAUAGAGAAGAAGAAGCAGUUAUUAUUAUUAUUAUUAUUAUUUCUGGGGUUCAAGAGCUUUGGAAAUGGUGAGAGAUUGAAUGAUAUAUUUAUAAAUAUAUAUAUUUUUGGGUUGUGAGUUUUCUUAGAAUGGUGAUUUUCUGUUGGAUGGAUACAAAAAAUAGGAAUAAAUUGUGUUGCUGUUUUGAUCAUAGAAGAAGAAGAAGACAACAAGAACAACUACACCAAUGUACACAAAAACAAACAUAUACUACAGUUUUGGCAGAAGAAACAAGUACACCAAGAAAUUUCUCAAACAUGGCUUCUACUUGGUGGUGUAGUCAGAUCUCACCAAUCAUUUCAUUUUUUGUAUGCUUUCUUCUUGUUCUUUCCUUAAUUUGUCCUGUUUAUUCGUCGGCCACCGGUGAUAAUCUCCCAAAAAACCAAACUUUCCGGCCACAAGAAGAGUUGCACAAGUUAAAGAUUAUUAAAGAACGUCUCAAGAAGAUCAACAAGCCUCCUGUCAAGACAAUUCAGAGUCCUGAUGGAGAUCUUAUAGACUGUGUUUUGUCUCAUCAGCAACCAGCUUUUGAUCAUCCAAAAUUAAAAGGACAGAAACCAUUGGAGGCACCAGAAAGACCAAAAGGGCAUAAUCCAAAAGGAAUGGUAUCUGAAGAUUUUCAGUUAUGGAGUAUUUCUGGUGAGACAUGUCCUGAAGGGACAGUUCCAAUCAGGAGAACAAAAGAAGAAGAUAUGUUAAGAGCCAGUUCUGUUAGAAGAUUUGGAAGGAAAUUAAGAAGACAUGUUCGAAGAGAUACUAACAGCAAUGGCCAUGAGCAUGCAGUUGGGUAUGUGAGUGGAGAUCAGUAUUAUGGAGCAAAAGCAAGUAUAAAUGUGUGGGCACCAAGGGUUUCUAAUCAAUAUGAAUUCAGCUUAUCACAAAUGUGGGUCAUUUCUGGUUCAUUUGGUGAUGAUCUCAACACCAUUGAAGCUGGUUGGCAGGUUAGCCCAGAACUAUAUGGGGACAACUAUCCCAGGUUCUUUACAUAUUGGACAACUGAUGCUUAUCAAGCAACAGGGUGCUACAAUUUACUAUGCUCAGGAUUUGUCCAAACCAACAAUAGAAUUGCAAUUGGAGCUGCCAUUUCUCCAACAUCUUCAUACAGUGGAGGACAAUUUGAUAUCAGCUUAUUAGUUUGGAAGGAUCCAAAGCAUGGAAAUUGGUGGCUAGAAUUUGGAAAUGGAGUUCUAGUUGGAUAUUGGCCAUCAUUUUUGUUCACUCACUUGAGGGAUCAUGCAAGUAUGGUACAAUUUGGUGGAGAAGUUGUUAAUUCAAGGCCAUCAGGAUUUCACACUUCUACACAAAUGGGAAGUGGACAUUUUGCAGGAGAGGGUUUUGGAAAAGCAUCAUAUUUCAGAAAUUUACAAGUUGUUGAUUGGGAUAAUAACUUAAUUCCCUUAUCAAAUCUAAGAGUAUUGGCUGAUCAUCCAAAUUGCUACGAUAUACAAGGAGGAAUUAACAGAGUCUGGGGUAAUUAUUUUUACUAUGGAGGUCCAGGAAGAAAUGUCAGAUGUCCCUAAGGGAAUGGUAUAUAGGGUGGGGUUAUUUUUUAUUUUUCUUUUUUUGGGGGGGUUAUUUUUCUUGUUGGGUGAUAUGGGUUUCUUCUCAAAAUCAUUGGUGAGUUUGGGUUAUUCUUAUAUUUAUUACCUUGUUAAUCCAUUUUUUCUUAUCUUUUUUGUAAUUUUUUUUACCUCUCAACUAACAAGUGAUAAUUAAUUAUACCAGUACCUCCUUAGGGACUAUGUAAAUGUGGAGAAAAAAGAAAAUACUAAGUGAAUACACUACGGCUUGUGAUUUUUCUUUC
This is a messenger RNA of Ricinus communis (castor bean), 2288 nucleotides long. RefSeq lists its product as uncharacterized. The record is from RefSeq and is a predicted model, not a curated record. Lineage: Eukaryota; Viridiplantae; Streptophyta; Magnoliopsida; Malpighiales; Euphorbiaceae. The transcript has 7 exons. Bases 574 to 2004 code for a protein of 476 amino acids.